Molecule: messenger RNA, 2500 nt
Organism: Carassius carassius (crucian carp)
Lineage: Eukaryota; Metazoa; Chordata; Actinopteri; Cypriniformes; Cyprinidae
Product: hornerin-like
Exons: 39
Coding region: 85-2061 (658 amino acids)
Source: RefSeq, a predicted model, not a curated record
CAGUCAAGCAUAAGGAAGUCAAAAGCACGUUUGCUGGUUGCUUUAUGUCUGCUGCACAGUUUCCCACAUAGACCUGUGCUAAAGAUGCUGUCACGAAAUCUUGUAAUUGCUUCAGUGGCUGUUGUGCUUCUGGCGUCCACCCUAUCAACGGCUCCUGUUGAAGAUAAGGAGCCUGAGGAAAAUGACUUUGAGGCUGAAGAGGGUGAAGAAGAACUGUCUGAGGAGGAAGAGGAUGAUGAUGACUCCAAAGGUCAGCAUAUGAAGGGAGCUGGAUCGCAGCAGGCCACCGCAGCACCCAAAGGCUCGGGUAUGACUCCUGGCAGCGCCGUUGCGGGCGAAUCCCCAAACGGUCAGAAACUUAAUGGCGGCACUCAAACUGGCCAAGUCUCAUCAGGCAGCACAUCAACAGCUUCAAAUGGAGCAAAUGGAAGUAACGGUAGAGAUGGGUUCUCUCAGCCAUCUGGCUCAAGUUCUCAUGAUGCAAGUUAUGGUGGGCAAGAUGGGUCCAAAUCAGAGAUAGUUCCUCCAGGUGUAGGAGCUGGAGGAGCAGCUGCUACUGGAAGUUCAGGAUCUAAAGUCCCUGAUGGGGGUGUCCAUUCAGUGUCCAUUUCUGUAGUGCCAUCGGGUCAAGGGUCAUCAGCCCAUAUAGCAGCAGGUCAUGGGUCAACAAUGUUAUCCAGCCACACUUUUGACCGACCUGCAGCAGGACAGACAUCAGAAGGUGUGGGUGUAGUUUCCUCCGAGGUCCAAUCCCAGCCUACAGGGUCAGAGGGAUUCGCUCCACAUACAGAUGGCUUACAGUAUGAAAAUGGGGAAACAGCUUACGAUGGAUCUCAAAUCGAGUCUCCAGAAAUCCCUGAGAUAGAAUCUAACGGUAAUGGACACAAACAACUACUGAACGGAGGAGAAACAGGAUUUACAGGCUUGGAUCAUUUCAUGACGGGCACAUCUCAGAUUCAAGAAGCAGGUGGUUUUGAUUCAUUUGGCACAAGCUCUCACCUGGAAACGACAGGAGUGAUAGAUCAGUCAAGCCAUGACUUCCUUGUUGACUUAAUGGGUGGAAUAGGAGAGAGCUUUGGUCCAGACACUCAAACAGACGGGCUAGGUACGCUUUUAGACCUCUUAGACACUCCUCCAGACGUUCCACCCACAUGCCUAGUAACUGACGCUGUCUCAACAGAUCACAUGGGACUCGCAUUUCAGGUGGAUUCGGCAGCUGCUGGCCUGAGUCCAGGGCACCCGUCCAGUGGCGGUCCGGUUCUAGACGCUCCUCCAGACUCUCCCGGACUGGAUUACCUGUUUGUUGACAAUGGGAACGGUGAUUAUACCCAUUCAGUCAGCAUUUCUGAUAAUGGAGCCCAAUCAAAAUCACCAGCUGAUACAACAGAUUCGUCUGUAGUCUUUGACACAAUGUCACAUCCGGAUCAUUUCUUCACAGACUAUUCAGAUGGUUGGGCGGAUAAUAAUGGUGCAGAUUUACCCGAUACAAACGGAAAUGGAAACGGUCGGCACAAACCUGUGGUAGACAUACAGAAAGGUGACCCUCAAGGCAUUCAUCUCGACAUCAGCGGAACAGGCCAUCAGGACGCUGCAACGGCGAUGCAUCACACAGCUGUUGGUGCACUUGAUCUAAACGACCACACUCUCAGUCCCUACACAGACACGACUGGAUUUGACGGUGUCAAUGGUGCUGGAGCGCAGACAGAUAUGGCAGGUGCAGGAGGUGAUCCAGUGACUGACGGACAGACUCUAACAGACAUGACAGGGCAAGGACAUUUAGCUGUGACAGAUGGCAUGCCAAAUUACACAGCAGAUUCUGUGCGUGCGACUGGGACUGGAUUUACAGAUGCCUCAGACACACAUAGUAGCAUGGUUCAGACAGACCUACCAGUCACAGGGGAUCCAUUUACAGGGGUUUCCUCACAGACAGAUGCCAUGGGCACAGGCCAACCUGGUGCUACAGAACAAACACAGACAGCUGUAUCAGCAGGUGAACAGUACCACACAUCUGGUCAGGGUUUUGAAGGUGCAGAAAAUGUGGAACUGGAAGAUACCUGCUGACUUCCACAUGAAGCCGCGAGUGAGGUUUCUGCGUUACAGAUUUCAGUGUACGGACCCGUACGCCUGGCAGAGGAACCGUGAACCCGCCCGCUAGACUUUAGCUCUCCCUGUGUGCGUGUCCGUUUGUUUUAUUUUUGACUAUUUAAACAUUCAGAGAAUACUGUAACUUAAUGUUUUAUUGCGCCUGUUAAUAAAAGUGCCCUGUAAGUAUUUUAUUCAUUGGUACAACAAAAGAAAAAUCAAAGGAGUCAAAUGGAGAGAUUAAAAAAUGGCUUUGUAAAUUCAAUGGUCGUUUUCCCCUAUAAAUGUUGCCACUGUAUUUUCUAGCCUAGAUGUUUAAGCAAUAUUCUUUACAAAAGUCACAAUUUGUAUAUUGCUGAAUGUAUGUCAUUCGAAGAUACUCUUUACAUUAAAUUGAACAUCUAUUUUGAACAUCAAA